Mangifera indica (mango) is the source of this 694-nucleotide messenger RNA. RefSeq names its product glutaredoxin-C1-like. Gene Ontology annotation, molecular function: glutathione disulfide oxidoreductase activity. Gene Ontology annotation, biological process: cellular response to oxidative stress. Lineage: Eukaryota; Viridiplantae; Streptophyta; Magnoliopsida; Sapindales; Anacardiaceae. Gene Ontology annotation, cellular component: cytoplasm. The record is from RefSeq and is a predicted model, not a curated record. The coding region runs from base 32 to 301 and encodes 89 amino acids. The transcript is spliced from 5 exons.
CAGAGAAAAGGUGCUAAACAAGCUCAAAGAGAUGGUCACCUCCUUUCCUGUUGUUAUGUUUGGCAAAACCUACUGCGGCUAUUGCAGACGGGCCAAGGAGUUGCUGACACAGCUGGGAGCAAUAUACAAUGUCAUCGAACUUGAUGAGGAAAGUAAUGGAGAAGAAAUUCAAUCGGCUUUGGCACAGUGGACUGGGCAGCGGACUGCACCAAACGUGUUUAUCGGUGGAAAUAAUCUCUUAUUCAGAGGAAUCAAGAAGGUAAGUUUACCCCUUCAGAUUAGUUCGGCGGAGAAUUUCUAGCCACCAAAUUUCAUGUAUCCACUGAAGCAGCUAGCUGCGGGACAUGUCUACAUGCACGAAACCCUUAUGGCACGAGGGGACAUUUCUAAUUAAUGCUUACAAGGCAAAUUGCCUCGGAUUGAGGGAAAGUUUGGUUGUUCGAUCCAUUUCCUCUUGGAUUAAUUGUAUGAAUGGCUAGAGCUAACGGUUUCCAGGUUGGACCAUGUCAAGCUGAUUCUGACACAGCCCAUUAGACUAAGGCCUGCCAAGUUGUGUUGGGUUAGGUUGAGAAAAACUCAUGGCUCAGGACAUAAUUCAGGGCCCUAAGGUUAUACCCCUAUGGGGUUCUUAGCAGAUUGAUUUGUGUGUUUUUACAAAUUGAUUCAUUAUAUGAUAAAAUUUUAAUUUUUAAUA